This is a messenger RNA of Nasonia vitripennis (jewel wasp), 3951 nucleotides long. RefSeq names its product speckle-type POZ protein B-like. Lineage: Eukaryota; Metazoa; Arthropoda; Insecta; Hymenoptera; Pteromalidae. The record is from RefSeq and is a predicted model, not a curated record. The coding region runs from base 2820 to 3836 and encodes 338 amino acids. Gene Ontology annotation, molecular function: ubiquitin protein ligase binding. Gene Ontology annotation, biological process: proteasome-mediated ubiquitin-dependent protein catabolic process; regulation of proteolysis. Gene Ontology annotation, cellular component: cytoplasm; nucleus. The transcript has 3 exons.
UUGCUUUGCCGCAUUAUUAUUUACAUUUGAGGUUACGUAUCUCUUCUUUAAAAACAAUAUGGGCAAAAAUAACCUUAUUCUUGCGUUAAAACGAUGUCGCUUUUAGCCAAUUAUAACCCAAUAUUCUUGGCUUAGAUAAGCUAAUUCGACACUUACAAGCUUAUUUUUGGGUUAAAAUUGGUUGCGAUUUCUACCAGGGAAAAAUGCCAACUUUAUUGUAGAUUUUGUGGUUGUCGUGCUAUAAAGUAGCGAAAAUCGAGCAAGGUAGAUAACCAUUUGCACAACAGUGUCAUAAUAUACCAUAAGAGCAAUGUAUUUUAUCCUAAUUAUUUAUGUUCCGAUUUUCGCCACCUCAUUUGAUUUACACGCGAAAGUGCUUGGCGCUAGUGUGACCUUACCAAGGCGAAUUUCCUGUAGUAGAAUACCGCGGGUGGGCGGUGGCCGUGGCUAAAAAAAGCGCAGUUCAAAACACACGUAGGUGGCGCUUCGAUUUCGCAAAAAGGAAGGAAAUUCGUUCGUCGGUUUUUGACGGCGUUCGACCGCGUAUAAUAUUUUGUAACUUUCGGAUAAUGCCAACAGUAAAAACGUCUCUGUACAAUCUUAACACGGUUAAACGCGUGCAAUGUCAUAGGUAUGAGACGUUUCCGCUGUUGACGCUAUCCAAAAGUUACCAGAAUUUGUGCGCUAUCGAACACCGACGAACGCGCUUAUGUGGCCUGAGCCUAUAGGUUAUAUACAAUGAUGAAUCACCAUUCAGCGUGCGCCUCUGAGUGCGUGUUCAUACUUGCUUAUCAGUCCUUUGUUUAAGCGCAGGAGUUAUAACCUGUUGCAUGACAUUUGGCAGUUUCUUCAACACAUCCUUAUAGUAUACUUCAUAGUUCACAUCAUUUGGCAGCGUUUUGUUUCGUCCUGAAGAGUUUUUCGUGUCAAGUGAAGCCUCAGAAACACUCGAGACAAAAGAUUGCUGUGAGGUUAGAAAUAUGGCAGUUGGAAAAGUCGACGCUGUUUUGUCAUUGAAAUGGGAGAUUGAAAAUUACUUGACGGUAAGCAGCGAAAAGAACGUCGGGGACUAUUUGGAAUCGCCGAAAUUUCCGGCCGACGACGCGGACGGUGUCGAGUCUGUCGACGGUAUCAGUUACAAUAAUAUUCAAUGGCACAUGACUUUGUAUCCAAAGGGAAAAACUGAAGAAGCUAAUAAUCAUUUGUCGCUAUUAUUACAUGCGAAUGAAGAGAUACGAGCAGUGGGUACUUUUAUUAUUUACAAUAACUUCGGUCAAAAAGUAUUCAAUUACAGCAUGAAGGAACACGUAUUUGGCAAAACAGCUGACCACGCUUGGGGAAACGCAAAAUGUUUAUCACGAGAUUUCAUUGAAAAUCCAGCAAAUCGCAUGUUAAAUAACAAAAAAUUGACGAUCGUGUGCGAAAUAAGAAUUAUGGAAAUCAUAAAGCAAAAAAUAGAUGACCCACUGCAACGACUUCGAGACAACUACGAGGCUCUUAUCAACGACGAAAAAUUUAGCGAUGUAGCCCUUGUUUCGGACGGUAAAACCGUGAGAGCGCACAAGUGCAUACUCGCUAAAAGAAGUCCAGUGUUUGCCGCCAUGUUCGGCACCGAAAUGAGGGAGACGAUCGAGAACACCGUGGAGAUCACCGAUGUCAAGUAUGACAUUCUCGUGGAAAUGAUUCGCUUUGUUUACGCCGAGAAGGUCAAUGAUAUCGAUGCACUAGCGAGCGAACUUGCGGUCGCAGCCGACAAAUAUGCACUGGAUGGACUGAAGAAAUACUGCGAGCAGACGCUAAUGAAGAAUUUGUGCAUCGGCAAUGUCUUCGCUCGUCUUCAACUUGCCGACACACUUUUGAUGGAUAAGUUGAAGGAGAAAGCAAUCAAAUUGAUGAUUGAAAACGCGUGUUAUAUCUGUAGUAGACCGGAAUUCGACUUGUUGUCUCGUAACAUUGUACGCGAAGUAUUUCAAAGUAUGGCCAAUAAGGACAAUUAGCUGUUUAUGUAGCAUUAUAUUUAGCAGUGUAAGAAAUUCAGUCGAGUCAUUUUGAAGUUUUUUUUUAUUUAUAGUUUGUGUGAAUCUCUAUAUUAUACCAAUUAAAGUGUUAAUAAACUCAUUCGAUGUAAUAAUAGUUUUUUCAGUAAACGCGACAUUUUAUAUCUGUCAAGCUAGAAUCUCGCUAACAUUUUUAUACCCACCUUGUAAUUCAAUUAUUUUUUCGAUACAGUGUGCGCGAAAGCACAUUUUCCGCCCCUGUAUAAAAAAAUAACGUACGUAAAUAACGCGUAUCGAAAUAUACCAUUUGAAAACUUCAUCCGAUCAACGGGUAAAUGAUAAAUGUCUGUCGUCACUGUGCUUUCGUCAGCAUAAAUGAACGUCACUCUCAGCCCUCCGGAAUCUGCAAGCGAAGAAAAUCCUCGAGGAAAACAGCGCGUCUUAAAAAUCGGUUGUUUAAAAAACAUCGACAUGGAGUGCAAAACAUUUUCACCUAUUUGCCAGCGUACCCGGUACAUUCCUGCGCAUCUAUGCGUAUAUAGAUAUACUAGCGAUGUCUUGUGCACCCCCACGUCGCCAGCGCCUCUAGUGGCAAAACCGCCUUUGUCGGGGUGCAGCGUGGGUGCGCUUUUGCUUUCGCAGAUGCAGUUCUAGUCUCAUCUCCGACGUCGAAGAGUUUACCUGUUCGCUUGCCUCGGACGAGCACUUUUUCACCCGCGAUUUUAUAACGCGUCCUGCCGAUUUUUCCUCACAAUCAAGUCGAGCCUCGCGAAAUUCAAUUUGAGAUUCGCAGAUCGUUGUCAUCAAGUGACCGCUUCAAAAAUGUCUCUAACAGUCGUCGAGAAAGCCGACGCCACGUCGUUCACAGUCAAGUGGGAGCUCGAGUACCCGGUUUGCAGCCGGACGAAGGUUGGCAAUUUCAUCGAAUCACCAAAAUUCGCCGUCUACAGAAACAGCGAUAUCGAAUGGUAUCUGCGCUUGUAUCCAAGGGGAGAAAGGGAAGAGUAUCAAGAUCAACUGUCGCUCUAUCUUUACGCCAGCGCGGAGAUCAGGGCGACGGCUGAUUUGAGAAUUUUGAACAUCGACGGGGUGAAGGUGAAAAAUUACAUCAUCGCCGAAAAAGUGUUCGGCAAAGCCAACAAGACGAGAGGAACUGGAAAAAUGAUGCCGUUCGAUUACACGCGCGAUCCAGCCAAUCGCGUGCUAAACGCCGAGAACAAACUGACCGUCGAGUGCGAGAUAACGUACAAGAGAAAAAUCCGCGAAGUCGAAGACCUGGAGAACCACGGCCAUCUGCCUCAGCUGCAAAGCGACUUGGAGGCUCUUUUCAACGAUCCGAAAUUCAGCGACGUUACCGUUAUUUCCGAAGGCGCCAGCUUGAAACUGCACAAGAGCAUUCUCGCGAAGAGAAGCUCGGUGUUCGCCGGGAUGUUCGACGCAGAGAUGAGGGAGACGCUCGAGAACGCGGUGGAGAUCACCGAUAUCAAGUACGACGUUCUCGUCGAGAUGUUUCGCUUCAUUUACGCCGGAAAAGUCAACAAUAUCGACGCACUGGCGGGCGAACUCGCUGUAGCAGCUGACAAGUACGCGCUGGACGCGCUGAAGAAGAAGUGCGAGAUGACGAUGGUGAAGAAUAUAAGCGUCGCUAACGUCGUCUAUGCUCUUCAAUUGGCUGACAAACACUGCCUGGACGAGUUGAAGAUGACGGCUAUAGAAUUCAUGAUCGCGAACGCGGCUGAUGUCAGUACGAGAAAGGAGUUCAAUUCGUUGUCUCGCGAGAUCGUGCGAGAAGUUUUUAGUUAUUUGCCGAAAAUAAAUAGUAAUAACGUUCGCGUAUGAGCGGAGCGUCGCUCUUGACUAUACUACAGUUUAAUUAUUCUUUUAACAUCGAUUUUGUAAAUUUUAUACGAAUAAAUAAGCGAAAGUUUAUUAAACGAACGUUGUGAAUGAUAAA